AAAAAAACAAUGGCGUCUCGUUUUCGCUCAUAACAAAAGAAAGAAACUUUUUUUUUUCUUUUUUGGGUCUUCGAACAGAGAAAGAGAGAAAUGGAAGGAGGAGGAGCUCAGUAUAAUCCUCGCACAGUUGAAGAAGUUUUUAGGGAUUUCAAAGGACGAAGAGCUGGCAUGAUCAAAGCUCUUACCACAGAUGUUGAAGAAUUUUAUCAGCAGUGUGAUCCUGAGAAAGAGAACCUAUGUUUGUAUGGCUUCCCAAGUGAACAAUGGGAAGUCAAUUUACCUGCUGAAGAGGUCCCUCCAGAACUACCAGAGCCUGCCUUGGGUAUUAACUUUGCAAGAGAUGGCAUGCAAGAAAAGGAUUGGCUAUCUUUAGUUGCGGUCCACAGCGAUGCAUGGCUACUUUCUGUUGCCUUCUAUUUUGGUGCAAGAUUUGGAUUUGAUAAAGCUGACAGGAAACGGCUUUUCAACAUGAUUAAUGAUCUUCCAACAAUAUUUGAAGUUGUAACCGGUGGUGUUGCCAAGAAACAAACAAAAGAGAAGUCAUUGGUUUCAAAUCAUAGUAGCAACAAAUCAAAAUCCAACUCAAAAGUGCGGGAAUCUCAGGCGAAGCAUUCAAAAGCAUCACAGCCAAAAGACGAAGAGCAAGGGUUGGACGAGGAAGACGAAGACGAGCUUGGAGAGACCUUGUGUGGGGCUUGUGGUGAGAACUAUGCCUCGGAUGAGUUCUGGAUUUGUUGUGAUGCAUGUGAGAAGUGGUUCCAUGGGAAGUGUGUGAAGAUCACUCCUGCUAGAGCCGAGCACAUUAAGCAGUACAAAUGCCCGUCGUGCAGCAACAAGAGAGCUCGCCCUUGAUGAUGUCGUAAAAAUGUACUCUCUCUCUCUGUCUAUUUGUACUUUUAGUCUUGGUGUAGUCUGCUAACUGUGGUAUUAGUUUGUGUCUUGUAUGAAGUAGAAUAGUGCAGCAUAUGAAUCGGUGGCUUUGGUUGGUGGUAGGAAAUCUGUGUUUUCAAAUGCUAUUUAUUGUAGUUCAGUGUAUGAUUAAAUUCCCUUGUGAAGCAUUGGGAAAUAUCUUUAUUUUGAGUAGGGAAUUGAAUUUGAAACCGUGUUAUGUUUUAAAGGUUUUCAUCUUUUCCAA
Molecule: messenger RNA, 1135 nt
Organism: Gossypium raimondii (Peruvian cotton)
Lineage: Eukaryota; Viridiplantae; Streptophyta; Magnoliopsida; Malvales; Malvaceae
Product: PHD finger protein ALFIN-LIKE 3
Exons: 5
Coding region: 91-852 (253 amino acids)
Biological process (GO): regulation of DNA-templated transcription
Cellular component (GO): nucleus
Molecular function (GO): transcription coregulator activity; histone binding; transcription cis-regulatory region binding
Source: RefSeq, a predicted model, not a curated record